Molecule: messenger RNA, 3786 nt
Organism: [Torrubiella] hemipterigena
Lineage: Eukaryota; Fungi; Ascomycota; Sordariomycetes; Hypocreales; Clavicipitaceae
Source: the annotation of a GenBank genome assembly
CAAGGCUACCUGCGUCGCAGCUCUGCCCUGCCGUUUUAGUGGCUGCUACGCUUAAUCUUUUAGGGCGCUUCAGCGGGCCCUACCGAUACUCUGCAGCACCCUUUGACCACCUAGUACAGCCCGUGGUUGCCUGCAGGCGCUGACUGUAUUUGGCCUCUCAACAGCGUUUUUCUUCGAGCCUUGACGGUGACUCAUUUUACAGACAGCCAUUGCUCGAUACGCUGUAUAUUUAUUGUGUUUCAGCCCUGGUCGGAAAUUUCUUUGCCACAGAAACCCUCAAUGCUAGCGAGACGACUUGCUUUGCAAAUUCCAUUCAGACAGACGGCCCGAUUUACGUGGACUCGCCCUUUGACCAAUAUGGCUUCUCCUGCAGCAGGCCUAGAGCCUGGCCAAGACACUUAUGUCCCCAGAUACAUUGACAUUGGCAUCAACUUGGCGGACCCCAUGUUUAGGGGCAAAUAUUAUGGUGUCCAACGGCACCCAGAUGAUCUAUCUGGGGUUAUUAAGCGGGCUAUGGAGACUGGAUGUACUAAGAUGAUUAUUACCGGAUCAGAUUUCAAAAGUAUUCAAGGUGGUCUUGAAAUUUCUGAAGAAUAUGCUGGCACUAUCUUCACAACUGCUGGUAUCCAUCCAUGUACUAGCUCCAUCUUUAGUCUGAAACCUUCCAGGAGAUCGGACGAUGGAAGCUCUACACCAUGUGACCCUGACCCAGAUGCUCCGAUCCCUGAAGACCAGCAGCCAGAUGCCAAAAAGACUAGUGAGGUCAUUGGCCGCCUUCGUGAUAUUGUCGAAAAGGCUAUCGCUUCCGGCAACGGCCAUUUAGUAGCGCUUGGAGAGUUUGGACUUGACUAUGACCGGCUAAAUUGCUGCAACAAGACUGUUCAGCUGCACUCAUUUGCGGAACAACUCAAGUUUGCCGCCAGCCUUGAACCUCAGCUGCCUCUCUUCCUCCACUCGAGAGCUGCGCAUAAUGAUUUUGUGCGUCUUCUUAAAGAGGCAUUUGGUGAAAACUUGGAGAAUCUACAGAAGGGCGCCGUUGUACAUAGCUUUACAGGCACGGCCGAGGAGAUGGAGGAGCUGAUGGAUCUUGGUCUUUACAUUGGCAUCAACGGCUGCAGCUUUAAGACUGUGGAAAACUGCAAGACUGUCAAGGAAGUACGGAUGGAUCGUAUCAUGAUUGAAACCGAUGGGCCGUGGUGUGAGGUUCGACCCAGCCAUGAAGGGUACAAAUAUCUGAUCGAAAAGAAGGAUAUUACUGAUGUUAUUGCCGAUGGCAUUGCUGCACAGGACUCGGAAUCAGCGACCGGUACUGGAACUGAUACACCUAGCAGCAUUAACCAACCGAAGAAGCAAAAGAAUCAAAAGAAGGAGCCAGCGAUCCCUGAGCGUUACAGAUCCGUUAAGAAGGAAAGAUGGGCAGAAGGCGCAAUGGUUAAGGGCCGCAAUGAGCCUUGCAGCAUUGACCGCAUCGCCAAGAUUGUCGCUGGAAUCAAGGGCAUUACGGUAGAAGAGGUUUGCGAGAAGGCAUGGCAAAAUACAGUCAAGGUGUUUGACGUGGAGAAAAAGAAUUAGAAUCAGGAUAGAUUUAUAGUCAUCUAUGGGUAUCAUCAUGCGCCCUAGAAAUGCAACGGCGUAAAAUAAACCAAAAAACCAAAGCCAAAACGCCCCAAGCUAUGCUAUGCCAACCAGACUAUGUAGCACAAUACUACAAACCGGAUCCUUUAUUGCCCCAUACACGGCCAUCGCGCACAACGCCUGUUGUGAUGCCUUCUUCACCAGUCAUCCAGCCAGGCAUUUUGGCGCCGUCAAUGAUACCUGCUUCAACAAGUUGUCGAAUUCCUGCAAAAACAUGCGAUCCCUGGAAUGUAAUACGCACAUUUGGCACCCAAUCGUUCGGAUUAUUCACUGCUGCAGGAUCCCAACCGUCGUCCUCCGCGGCUUCUUGGAGGGCGGCAUCCACACCUGUUCGGCGCCCUGGACCACGAGCAUCGGGAGGCUGACUGGCCGCAUCGUCAAAGUCAGCUGGGCUUAUGGAUGGAAAGGGGUCCUGCAUCAGAAUAUCUAUGCGUUCAACGCCUUUCCCAUCCGAGAUUAUACCUGACCUGCCGAAACGGGCUUGUGCCGUAAGUUUGGCUCGUUUUGCUUGAUACGCGGCCUUGCUGAUGGGCAAAUUCCGCUUGCUGCCAGUAAUCGCGUGGGAAGAUCGUCUUGAAAGCGGCGGUGUUGGCAAGAUAGUAUCCAAUGGCGACUUUUUAUCUUUGUCGUCUGUGUAUACGCUCCAACCACCACCGGCAGCAUUCCCUCUUCCGGCUCCCUUCUUAUCAAGUAGCGCGCCGAGAUUUCGACUUGUGAGGUAGGUGACCUGUAGCGUAUACCGCUCUCGAGGUCUGGAUAGUGCUUGAGGGACUCCCUUGAUAAUGAGGCUUUGUAAACUCCUUCCUUCACCGGCAGUAGCAUUGCCUGGUGCAAUUGCUUUAGAUAUGUAUAAUGAUGGCGCACUGUCGGGGAAGGCCAAGUAUAUCGUCCUUGAAGAGUUGAAGUUGGUAGUUCCUGUGCUGUUUAGACCUGACAGCGCAAGCUGUGUGUUGUAUGGCGAGUCGAGGACGAAGAUACGAAGGAAGAGGACGGGGUAGUCACGAGGGCGGUAAAAGUGGUAGUGUGCUUUCACGUCUGGAAGUACUUGAUUUUGGAGAUUCUGGAGAAAGGUCGACGGAUGGAAGCGGGGAAUGGCCAGACUCUUUUCGUCAGCCCGUAGAACCUCGUCGUCAUUGCCGUGGGUAGGAUGCUGGAGGGGUGCAAUCUUAUAUGCAGUCCAUUUUUGAGAAUGAGGAUGUUCGUCAAGGUGUGCAAAGUCAAUCAUGGCCAGCUGAUAGAGCGUCAGGCCUUGCCUCCAAUCGCCCUCCAAUAUUCGGGUGACAACAUCUCGCUUUGCGCCUCGGUGGUCUUGAAGCUGCGAGUACAUCUCGCGCAGCUCUUCGACAGUUUCGCAUGGCGGAUAAAGGUCUUCUGGAUCAUCUAAUGAAUGGCCAUGCUCAUCUGUCUGGGCUAGGUACGGUGCAGCGUUUGCUAUUGUGCUGUCAUCGAGCCAGUCCAGGGCCAAUGCAAUGAGUGACUCUCUGGAGAGACGACUGAGAUUCUUUAUGACCGUGAUGUUUGUUGGAUCAACUCUCAGCGAAGGCGGGAGCCUUGCUGUUGUUGGCAGGGAGAGUUGCGACAUGGCGGCGUCAUACCACGAGGAUAGAGAUGCGCCCGCGCAAGCUGGUGUUAAUAUUUGUCCGUUCUUACAACUUUGCAGUUAGAGGCAGUCAACUGUUAAACGGUCCUCAUCAGUAACAUGCUUGUCGGAUCGGGCCCGCAAAAUAGACCCAAACAGCGCGACAAGCAAGCCCAUGCAGUGCACUGUCGGCCACUCUGAACUGUAAGACGCGUUCCGCUAUGCGUCUAGGCGCGUCAACAUGAGCAUGACUAAGCGGGCAAGCAUCACCACUCCGGCACCCAGUUAUUCCGACCCGACCCCGACCAAAGAGCCGCACGGAAUUCUACGGGGAAGGAGCGGAGAAAAACUUGGAGAGGCGGAAAUCACAGGAACACCUCGCAAGAUUCCACAUCAGGAAGGCAAGUGCCGGCGUCCAUAAUCGGUAAAUAGCCUCUUUUGUCAAUCUUUUUUUUUUGUUGCAAUAGAGUAUCAAGACACACAUCAUGCAACGAGCAUUGCCCUACCUUUUGUCUAAUUAAAUGUGAUUCUAUGCCGCUGGCCAGCAAACAAAUUGCCACGCUGUGCAUUUC